GUUUUAGGUCGGACGAGUCCGACAACGCCCUCUUCCGUUGUUUACAAAUAACACUUUUUAAAAAUGUACCACACAGUCACUAAUGGCUUUUUUCACUACAGCAUGUAAAGGUGAAGCUUAACUAUUGGGUAGUUAACAUAUACUUUCUGAGAGAUCAAGCACGGCUGGUGCGUCACGUUGGCACAGGUUCCAAUGGCGGAGGAGAUGACAAAACUGACCCUGAGACGCCUGGAGGCCCCCAUCCACAAGUUCAUUAAAGUGGCUCUACCCACCGACCUGGAGAGGCUGCAGAAACACCACAACAACGUGCUGAAGUAUCAACAUAGCCAGCAAUGGGACCGCCUUCAUCAAGAGCACAUAAACGCCAGCCGAACGGUUCAGCAGCUGCGAGCAAACAUUCGAGAAAUGGAGAAGCUGUGCAGCCGCGUGCGCGCUGAAGACGCCGCGGCUCUGGAGAGGCUCGUCAGGCCGGUCAAGGACAGAGCGUCGUCCGCUACACGAGACUUCCUGCUGUUGCACUCCAACCCUGCACCUCAUCCUACGCUGUCUUUGCCGUCGCCUGAUGUUCAGCCAUCAUCCGGCAGUUUAUGUGCUGAUGUAGAGGCAGAGGAGUCGGUUUGUGGAUGGCAUGUUCAGUCUCAACUACCAGAGAUCCCUGCGCAAGAGAAUGCUGCUGAGUCCUGGGACAACCUGGAAGAGGAUUUGAAGGAACUGAGUGGUCUGGUGACAACCUUCUCUGUGCUGGUCCAUUCCCAGCAGGAGAAGAUUGACAGCAUCGAGGACAACGUCAACACAGCCGCUGCCAACGUGGAGGAGGGGACCAAGAGCCUGGGGAAGGCGGUGGGCUACAAGAUGGCGGUGCUGCCCUUGGCCGGGGCUCUCCUGGGUGGAGUUCUCGGGGGUCCGCUGGGCCUGCUGGCUGGGUUCAAAGCGGCAGGCGUGGUGGCCGCGGUGGGAGGCGGUGCCCUGGGCUUCGCGGGAGGCAACCUGGUCCAAAAGCACCGCAAAGGCGUGCUGGCCCUGCAGAUGAAACAGCUGACAGCGCCGCCGCUGGAGGCGGGAUCAGGCGAGGACAAGUGAUGCGGCGUGGACAAUACCGCCCUCUUUAUGCCGCAGAGCUGAAAAAGUGUUAUGUAAACACACAACGCUCUGAAUGGUGCUUCUGUUGUUCGCGGCAUGUGUAACAAACACCACACCUUAUCAGCGAGUUGCAUCACACUGACGUAGUUGUGUGCUCUCAUGUUCAACACAAAACCAAGUUUAUACAACUUUUUAACGUCAACGGUCUGCCUCCUGACACCUCUUUGCAUAAAUAAUGGCAUCCAUCCAAUGCAAGAGCUGAUUCUUUUAACCAAUAAUGCUCCAAAUAAAGUCCAAGUGCCAUCACUUCAUCAUACAACACCGCAA
Messenger RNA from Nerophis lumbriciformis (worm pipefish), 1407 nucleotides. It is a transcript of the gene stx17, whose product is annotated as syntaxin 17. Gene Ontology annotation, molecular function: SNAP receptor activity; SNARE binding. Lineage: Eukaryota; Metazoa; Chordata; Actinopteri; Syngnathiformes; Syngnathidae. The record is from RefSeq and is a predicted model, not a curated record. Gene Ontology annotation, cellular component: SNARE complex; endomembrane system; plasma membrane. Gene Ontology annotation, biological process: intracellular protein transport; exocytosis; vesicle fusion.